AUGGAUUGUACAACGAUUCAUUUCAAUGUGAAUGGGAAGUAUAUAAAGGCGGAGAAUGUGGAUCCAGAGACGACUUUGGCUUAUUUUUUGCGUAAUGAACUGGGCUUAACUGGAACAAAACUCGGAUGCGAAGAGGGUGCAUGCGGUGCUUGUACGGUAACGAUUGGAAAAUGGGAUCCAACAUUACGGAAGGCAAGGUACAUUGCCAUCAAUGCUUGCCUUUUUCCGCUGUACAUGUCACAUCAACGAUUAAUUCUGACUGUGGAAGGAAUAGGAAGCACAAAAAAAUUACAUCCGAUUCAAGAGCGUAUCGCUCGUGGACAUGGGACCCAAUGUGGAUUCUGUUCGCCUGGAUUUGUAAUGUCUGCUUAUGCUCUUUUGAGGAAUAACCCUAAUCCAUCAAUUCACGAAAUAAAUCAGUCCAUCAAAGGAAAUUUAUGCCGAUGUACCGGUUAUCGGCCUAUCGUGGAAGCGCUGCAAUCUUUUUCACAGAGUGGGUGUUGUAAUGGAACUGCGAAUGGAGGCAAAUGUCCUUGUAAGGAAAACCGUAAUGGCAUGGAUCGAGAAAAACUCGUCACCUUUGACGAUUUCCCGAAAUUCGAUGAAUCUCAGGAGAUUGUUUUCCCUCCAUUGUUUAUAAUGGACACACAAAAUACUGAUAUUAUCCUGAAAGGUCCUCGAGUGGAAAUGUAUGCGCCAUCGGAUUUUGAGGAAUUUGAGCAUUAUUUACAAGCAAACAGUGAGGCAAGGAUCGUUUCUUCCGGCUUAAUCACAAGAUUAACCAUACCAGUGUCUUGUGACAGCGUAAAAUGGUUAAGCACUCAUCGUCUAAACACUCUGGAUCACAUUCUGGAGUUCGACGAGGAGAUUUUGCUCGGUUCUGGAUUAAGUAUAUCUGAAUUUGUGGGUGCAUUGAACAAGUACUGCGAUCCAGUAAUCAGUAGGCCAAUUCAACAGCUUUUCGACAAAUAUUCAUCUUUACAAGUUAUGAACUUAGCAAGUUGGGUCGGCGCAUUAUGCACUGGUGCCAGCGAUAUUUCAUCGGUAUUUUUGGCUUUUAAUCCUACGGUGACAAUUCGAGAUGAGAAAGGAAUCCAUGAAUUUCGGCGUAUUUCCGAUUUGGUGGAUUCGAACGGAAAAGUGAUGUUGAGCACAUCUCAGUUCAUUAUCGCAGUAAAAUUUCCACGAAUGAAGGAUGGACUUCAAGUGUACACCUUUAAACAAGGACAACGACUUGGUGCAGAUUCGACGAUAGUGAAUUGUGUUGCUGUUUUACAUGUGAAUGAACAAAUAGAAUCAGCACGUAUCGCUAUUUCAUUUGGAUCAAGAGCGGUCCUAUGUGGAAAACUCUGUGAACAACUAAUUGGAAAAUGA
Molecule: messenger RNA, 1374 nt
Organism: Necator americanus (New World hookworm)
Lineage: Eukaryota; Metazoa; Nematoda; Chromadorea; Rhabditida; Ancylostomatidae
Exons: 11
Coding region: 1-1374 (457 amino acids)
Molecular function (GO): FAD binding; oxidoreductase activity; 2 iron, 2 sulfur cluster binding
Source: RefSeq, a predicted model, not a curated record